AUGUCUCUUCCGUCUUUAACAGAAUUCGACAUCAUUUUUGCUGGAGGCGGUGCCACAGCUUGUGUUGUCGCGGGUCGCCUAGCUGCAUGUGAUCCCUCACUUAAGAUCCUAGUUCUGGAAGCGGAGUACCACGGUCACAUUCAAUAUUGGGAUCCCACUCCGCGUCUCAACGGCCGUGCAUUGAUCGUUCCCUCUGGCCACUCCGUUGGUGGAGGAUCAAGUGUCAAUUUCGGGGCAUACACUCGUGCUCCUGCCUCGGAUUUUGAUGAUUGGGCAGUCGAUGGCUGGAAAUCUGGUGAUUUAAUUCCCCUCAUGAAGAAGCUGGAGACAUACGAGGUGCAACCCAAUCGUCCAACCCACGGAUACAAUGGACCUAUCAAGAUAUCCUCUGGCGGGUAUAAACUAGGUAUCUGCAACGAGUUCGUCCAUGUUGGCACGACUUAUCACAAGAGGCCAUAUGCCGAAGACACCGAUAAUCUAGAAACAUGCAAUACAUACAGUCCAUGGGCAAAAUACAUUGACGGGGCCACAGGAAGGCGUUCCGACGCAGCUCACUACGUCUACAAUCAAGCCCACAAUCCGAAUUUACAACUCUGGGUCGGCAAGCGUGUAAAGCGCGUCAUUUUCGAAGACAAGCGUGCUGUAGGUGUUGAGUUCACCAGUGACCUGGUUUCCCCAGACGCAGACCAGUCGUUGAAUACCGUGAGAGCAUCAAAGCUUGUUGUAGUCUCUGCUGGGGCGUUUGGUUCCCCGGCCAUUCUCGAGAGGUCCGGGAUCGGUGCCGAGGCAGUGCUCAGGCGGUGUGGUAUCGAGCAGCUGGUGAACCUGCCUGGUGUUGGAGAAAAUUACAAAGAUCACAAUGCCGUCUUGGUUCCAUACUUCGUUGCUGACGGGGCAGUCACCAUGGAUUCUCUCUGGCGUGGGGAGGAGAGUGUUGUAAAGGGAGCCCUUGCGCAAUGGAACAGGAAUGGCAGGUCGCUCAUUGCUUCAAAUGGCGUCGAUGCAAAAAUCAAGUGGCGCCCCGACGGUGACGAGCUGAAAGCCAUGGGUUUAGCCUUUCAACCACGAUGGAAAGAAUUCUUCCAAGACCGCGCAGACAAGGCUGUUGCAAUAUUCUCCCUUAUUGCGGGAUACGUGGGGCCACUUAUGGGCACCCUUCCUCCUCGCAAUUACAUGAUGGCCGCCUAUUUUUCACUUUAUCCCGCGUCUGUUGGCAGCGUGCAUAUUAAAUUGGAAGAAAAUGGCAAGGAAGGACUCGACUUUACUCCAGGCUUCUUAGACGACCCGUCUGAUAUAAUACCUCUUAACUUUGCAUACAAGAAGAUGCGCGAAAUCUAUCGACGCAUGCCUUCCUACCGAGGUGAGCUACCUGACUGCCAUCCUAGUUUCCCAGAGGGAAGCGCUGCGGUCUGUGGAGAAGCGUCCGGGCCAGUAGACUUGAAUGCGCCUGACAUCAUCUACACUGCUGAAGAUGACGAGGCUAUUGAUAAAUAUCACCGUGACUAUGUGCAAACGACUUGGCACUCGCUCGGCACUUGUGCAAUGAAGCCGGAGGCAGAACGGGGAGUUGUCGACGCUCGACUAAACGUGUACGGCGUGUCGAACCUCAAGGUUGCAGAUAUGUCUAUCGCGCCGAAAAACGUUGGAACGAACACGUAUUCGACUGCGCUCCUCAUUGGAGAGAAAGCUGCGAUGAUCAUUUCUGCAGAGUUGGGUAUCGAUUUUACUGUGCAGAGCAUCGUCGACGGAAAAUAGCGCAGGGGCUGUACUGGGGAAAAUGGAACGAUAGCCUGAAUUGUCUGCAUAGUCUGAAUUGUCUGCACAUUUACAUCCCGCUGGUACUAUGAUCGUUCUUGGUCUCGUAAUCGAUUAACAACUAUUUACCGUUGACAAUGACAGCGUAAUCCAACGCGCUCGAUCAGGUCACAA
Molecule: messenger RNA, 1929 nt
Organism: Suillus paluster
Lineage: Eukaryota; Fungi; Basidiomycota; Agaricomycetes; Boletales; Suillaceae
Product: GMC oxidoreductase-domain-containing protein
Exons: 17
Coding region: 1-1755 (584 amino acids)
Molecular function (GO): flavin adenine dinucleotide binding; oxidoreductase activity, acting on CH-OH group of donors
Source: RefSeq, a predicted model, not a curated record